Molecule: messenger RNA, 2283 nt
Organism: Talaromyces atroroseus
Lineage: Eukaryota; Fungi; Ascomycota; Eurotiomycetes; Eurotiales; Trichocomaceae
Exons: 7
Coding region: 1-2283 (760 amino acids)
Biological process (GO): vacuole fusion, non-autophagic; intracellular protein transport; endosomal transport
Cellular component (GO): HOPS complex; lysosomal membrane; endosome
Molecular function (GO): actin binding
Source: RefSeq, a predicted model, not a curated record
AUGGCCCCUCCGAAUCCCCGUGCCGAUUGGGAGAGAUUGGGCGACAGUUUUUAUCGAAAAGUCAGAAUCUACGAUGGCGUGUUUGACGAAGACUUGGAGCUCGAAAACUACGUGGUUGCUGCCGCCCCGAACGCGGGUGCCCUGGGUACUAUAUCCAACACCCUACCUACGUCUCUGUGGGAAUACGGAGCAAUCAGAGGACUGGGCUGGUCCGAUGAUGAAGAGCUACUCGUCGUAGCAGAAGAUGGCACUGUUCAUCGGUAUUUCGGUCUUCAUGGCGACUUUGCACCCUUUUCAUUAGGCAAUGGUGCCGAGGAGUACGGUGUACGGGCUUGCCGUUUCUGGUCCUCGGGCUUCGUUGCUCUAUUGUCCAAUAACCAACUCAUCGCAGUCUCUAACUACAAGGAGCCUAGGCCAAGACUGUUGGCUCAUUCUCCCGAAGGUGAAGUGUCAUCGUGGACUUUGAUUCCUCCAGCAUAUACUCUGUCUCGCACGGUCGAGGUACUUCUAGCUGUCGACAAGACUGUAUAUGUAGUUGAUGCGACAGAAGCAGAAGACCGAAUGCUGCAAAAUGGCCCAUUUAAGCAUAUCAGUGCCUCACCCUCCGGCAAUGUAGUGGCUCUCUACACAAGUGAUGGCAAACUAUGGACUGUGAGCAGUGAUUUUCAGAACAAACACAGCGAGUAUGAUACAAAAGCCAAAACCCCUCCCAUAACCAUGGAAUGGUGCGGAGAAGAAGCCGUUGUUCUUGCGUGGGAAGACGAGAUUCAUGUGGUAGGAAAUGAUGGGGUAGCCUCAAAGCACUACUAUGACGGACGUGUGCAUGUCUUGCCAGAGUUCGAUGGCGUGUGGUUAUUGACAAACGAGUCUUGUGAAUUUCUCCACAAGGUCUCUGCUGUCACCGAGGACGUCUUUAGACUCGGCUCCACAUAUCCUGCCUCUGUUCUUUUGGACUCAAUCGACUUGCUGGAGAAAAAAUCUCCAAAGGUAGAUGAUAAUAUGCAACGCAUCCGGCCCAGCCUUCCGGAAGCUGUGGACACCUGCGUCAGAGCUGCCGGUCAAGAAUUCAACACCUUUUGGCAAAAGCGACUUUUGAAAGCUGCGUCUUUUGGAAAGUCCGUCUUGGAACUUUAUAACAGCGAUGAGUUCGUCGAUAUGACAGAAAGGCUCAGAGUAUUAAAAGCGGUCCGGGAUUUUGAAAUUGGUAUGCCGAUAACAUUCGACCAGUAUCUCCGUCUGACCCCUGAGAGAUUAUUGGAUCGUCUGAUCAAUCGACAUCAUUAUCUGUUGGCGAUCCGGAUGUCUGAGUAUAUCCGCAUUCCCACGGAUAAGAUUUACGUUCACUGGGCGAGCCAAAAAGUUAAAACUUCUACUGCAGAUGACGAUGCAGUGUGCAAAUUAAUCGUUCAAAGACUGGAGGGAAAGUCGGGAAUUUCUUUUGAGAUCAUCGCUCAAUCUGCAUAUGACGAAGGCCGAGCACACCUUGCCACGCAGCUUCUGAAUUACGAGCCACGAGCCGGCAAACAGGUGCCAUUGCUUCUCAAUAUGGAGGAGGACAGCAUUGCUCUCGACAAGGCAAUGCAAAGCGGGGAUCCAGAUCUCAUAUACUAUGUUCUUUUACAUCUGAAGAAAAAGCUUCCGCUAUCGGCAUUCUUCAGAACCAUCAAUGACCGGCCCACUGCAGCAGCAUUGGUGGAAGCGUCGGCACGAGAUGGCGAUAUAGAUUUGUUAAAGGAUCUGUACUAUCAAGAUGAUAGGCCGAUUGAUGGAUCCAAUAUUCUGAUUUCAGAAGCAUUAUCUGAAGACACUGUUCAGUCCAAGAUAGACAAAUUGAAUUUGGCGUCUCGUGUGCUCACAGAUUCAAAAGAUGCCGCAACACAAUUUCAACAUAAGUCUAUCCUAGAGGCCGCACAUCUUCUUCGCGUGCAAGAGGGUCUAGAUAAAGAGCUGUCAGACGGUCCAGAAUAUGUCGGUCUCAGUCUCAACGAAACUGUCUACAGAUUAAUCAAGUCUGGGUAUGGGAAGAGAGCGCAAAAGCUCUACACUGAGUUUAAGAUGUCGGAUACAACGUAUUGGUGGACUCGAUUGAGGGCGUUGGUUGCCAAACGAGAUUGGGGUGAUUUGGAAGAAAUCUCCAAGAUGAGAAAGUCGCCUAUUGGUUGGGAGCCAUUCUAUGCUGAAAUUCUGGGAGCGGGGAAUACCAAGCUUGCUUCGGCUUUUGUUCCCAAAUGCACUAACCUCCCCGUCGCCGAAAGGAUCGAAAUGCUUCUGGGCCUGCCGUGA